Dentiscutata heterogama is the source of this 140-nucleotide messenger RNA. Lineage: Eukaryota; Fungi; Glomeromycota; Glomeromycetes; Diversisporales; Gigasporaceae. The record is from the annotation of a GenBank genome assembly.
AAACUACACAUAAAAACUUGCAAUUAGUAUUAUCUUCUAAAGCUAGUUCAUCUUCAAGAUCUAUAUUACAUGCAAUACAUGUAACUACUUCUGCUAAGAAAGAGAUCUUAAAAGAAUUAGAGAUAUAUAAAGAUUCUAGU